AUGGAGAGUUUGCACUUGGAGCUUUUGACAGCACUGGAAGAGCUCUUUAACUGCUCCUCUCCUGUGCUGAGCACUCCGCUGCUGCCUCCACGGGACGUCAGGCUGGAGGCACAGAACUUCCACGUCCUCCUGCAGUGGGCUCCGGCGCCCGGCUCCCCCAGCGAUGCCACGUACCAGGCUGAGUGGAAGAGACGGAGCUCUCGCUGGACCAAGGCAGAUGCCUGCUGGGGGAACAGCACCAGCUCCUCCUGGGCCUGUAAGCUGUAUUUUGGCAGGAUCCAUGAUCUCUACUGGGCGAGGGUGAGAGCAGUGGCUGGAGCUGAGCUGUCUGAGUGGGCCUAUUCCAGCGAGCUGCAGCCAUACAGAGACACAAUUGUGGGGCCCCCUGAGCUGUCCUUGCAGCUCCAAGGUCACACCCUCAACGUAAGCAUCCACACACCUCCCACCCCGUUCCGGAGCAGAGCUGGCUCCUACAGACCCGUGGAGCGGGUGCUGCGGAAGCUGCGGUACUGGCUGAACCUGUAUGAAGGGGACGUGCUGGUGCAGCGAGUGCCCUGCAGAUGGAGGGCAGCAGCCUGUACCUUCAGGUACCUGAAGGGCAGCACCCGGUACUGCGUGCAGACGGCAGCCCAGGGCAUGGGCAGCCAGCGGAGCCGCGAGGCCAAGCAGUGCAUGUGGACACCCGCAGCCCCUGCAGGCUUCCCUUGGGUCCUCCUUGCUGUGCUGAGUGGCAUCUUCCUGCUGCUGAGUGUGGCUGGGCUCUACUUCAUCCAGCUACACGUCUUGCCCAGCCCCUCGGAGAUGCACCUCCCAGAAACGCUUCAGGCUCUCCUGAAUAAGGAGCUGAGUGUGACCUUCAAGGUUCCCCUCCUUGAGCUGGAGGAGGACUCCUUCACCUUGUUCCCACCAAUCAAGCUUCUGUCCCACGGGGCGCCCGCAGCCGAGCCCGCGGCACCCACAGUGCGGCUGCUCCGUGGACAGAGCCCUUCCCAGGACCCCAGUGGCUACUGUGCCAAUGGGUUUGGGCCAGUCUGCCACGAAGGGAAGGAUUCAUCCUGCAGCCACAGCCAGCUGGGGCAUGCCUUGGGCUCCCAGCUCUCACUGCAGCCCGAGGAGGAUGAGGAGGCAUGGGAUGGGGAUGAGGUGUUGGAGCAGCUGGUGCCGGUAGGACUGACCAGAGACGGCUGCACGUGUGACAAGGACUACAGGACAUCUGAGAUGUGGCACCCACUGCACCUCCAGCUUUAUUCUCAAUGCCAGUGCCCAGCCCUGGGAGUUGGCAGCUGCCAUCCUCUGCCCGCAGAGGGCAGGAGCUUGAGCCAGGAGGACCUGCCACAGAGCCUGGGCACGGCAGGGCACUGGGUACCGCUCAGCUCCGUGAAGCUGCAGACCAGUGAGGAGGAGGAUGGAGGGUGGCUGGUCCCUGCUCUCCAGCAUGGCUGUGGGUCCGAGCCACAGCCAGGGGACAGCCCCAUGCUGCAGGGUGACUUGGAGCAGGCAGCAUCGGGCAUCCCACUCCCAUGCCAGCAGCCCCCGUUGUCCCCCAGCACCCUGCAGGCCUUCUCGGGCUAUGAGCUGCGUCCCACGGUUGGCAACGAGCCGUAGCAGGGCAGGAGGGGCACGCUGGCAGCUCGUGGCAGAGCUCAAGGUGCUGCUCAUGCUGCCUGGGGCUGCCUGUGCCUUGCUGGGGGAUGGCCCUGGGCAGCUCCCGUGCGGGCACGGCUGCUGUGGAUGGGUGAGCUCGGUGUCUGAGCUUCCCUCUGUGGUUUUGGUGCUCUUGAACCAAAGCAUCACUACUAGGUACCAAAACAGAAGCCUCAAAGCUUUUCUCUGGUUACCCAGCUGCAUGUGUGUGUACAGUGUACAUACCAGUGCCAGCUGAUGUAUAUACCAUAGGUGUAUGAACCUCUUCAAUGAGAGAGAAGGGGUUUACUUCGUGGGGAGGGGUUUUUUUACCUGCCUGGAAAUGCUGAUUGUGCUCUGGAGCUGUUUGUUAAAUAACACUAAUU
This is a messenger RNA of Colius striatus (speckled mousebird), 2009 nucleotides long. Its product is annotated as interferon lambda receptor 1-like. Bases 1 to 1605 code for a protein of 534 amino acids. Gene Ontology annotation, molecular function: protein binding. The transcript is spliced from 7 exons. The record is from RefSeq and is a predicted model, not a curated record. Lineage: Eukaryota; Metazoa; Chordata; Aves; Coliiformes; Coliidae.